This is a messenger RNA of Laccaria bicolor S238N-H82, 456 nucleotides long. Its product is annotated as carbohydrate-binding module family 13 protein. The record is from RefSeq and is a predicted model, not a curated record. Lineage: Eukaryota; Fungi; Basidiomycota; Agaricomycetes; Agaricales; Hydnangiaceae. The transcript is spliced from 4 exons. The annotation marks the transcript as partial.
ACUACGAGUACUAUCACCGCCACCCCUACUCCUACUGGUGUACAAAUCCAUCCCAACAGCAACAACACUAAGUGUAUGGACGUUGCGGGUAACAUCCGGCAGAAUGGAACUCCGGUUCAGAUAUUCGACUGCAAUGGCAGUUCAGGUCAACGAUGGAACAUCACAAGAGGCCUCACGAAGGUUCAACUUGCGGGCACGAACUUCUGCUUGGAUGCUGGCUUGCCGAACCUCUUCGGCAAUGGCGACAGGCUGAAGAUCUGGCAGUGCAUUGAUACUAUCCCAGCUCAAACGUGGGCCUACACGAACCAGAAUCAGAUCUUGCUCCUUGCGACAGAGCCUAGCAUUAACCCUCAAUGCGUUGAUCUCCCCGAUGGACAGACCUUCAACGGAAAUCAACUGCAAACCUUCCAAUGCUCCCCUCUCUAUGCGAACCAGAUCUGGACCACUACGUCUUAA